This is a messenger RNA of Momordica charantia (bitter melon), 1524 nucleotides long. RefSeq lists its product as uncharacterized. Lineage: Eukaryota; Viridiplantae; Streptophyta; Magnoliopsida; Cucurbitales; Cucurbitaceae. The record is from RefSeq and is a predicted model, not a curated record. Gene Ontology annotation, cellular component: chloroplast envelope.
GUUUUCCCUUCCACCGCGAAGUCCGUCUCUCUCCCCUUCUGUCCGAAGUCAAAUCUGUCUCCAAUUUCAUUUUCUGUUCUGAAGGAGGGACCUAUGUCCCGUCUUCCAUGUCUGACAAAACCCUAGAUUCUUGAAUCACACGCUCUGCAAGUCUACCCUCCAUAACGAUGUCGAUUGCUUUCCAAUACCUUUCACUGAGCUCGCCUUCUCCUUCCCCUCCCCCUUCUACCUUUUACUUCUCCAGCUUCUUUUCCAGGAAUCCGUGCUCGUCUCUUCGAUUUGCCCCUAGACAUUUCCCCAACGCCCUGCUGCAUUUUCAAUUUCUCGAUCACAAACUUCGAAGCCCUUUUAAUUUCUAUUCGAUUAAUACCCAUCAGUUCUGUCCUCGAGUUUCUACUUCUGGAGGAGUUGGACGUAGAGACAGUAGUGAUGGUGAUUUUAAUCUCGAUUCCUUUCUUUCAGCUGCCGAGUUGUUUUGCCUCGUUUCGUCUUUGCUCGCUUCUGUUGGGGUCGCUCUGAAUAGCGUGAAAGCCAGGUCUAAGAGUCUGUUCUUGGCGGUGUUUGGUGAUGGGAUUUUCGUUGGCGCAUUCUUAUUUUUGGUGGCUGGGGUUGCAAUUGGUGCUUGGAUUCGCAGACGGCAGUGGAAUCGGAUUUAUCGAGGGACAGCGAAGGCCGCAUUGGAGAUAGAUUUGGUGGAAAGAACUAACAAGCUGGAGGAGGAUUUGAAGAGCUCGGCAACGCUAAUUCGAGUCUUGUCGAGGCAGCUGGAGAAGCUAGGGAUUAGGUUUAGAGUUACUCGAAAGGCUCUGAAGAAGCCCAUCGAGGAGACUGCAGUGUUAGCUCAAAAAACUUCUGAGGCUACUCGAGCAUUGGCAGUUCGAGGAGAUAUUCUGGAGAAGGAGCUUGCUGAAAUCCAGAAGGUCUUACUGGCUAUGCAGGAACAGCAACAAAAGCAACUUGAGUUGAUUCUAGCUAUAGGGAAGUCGGGAAAGCUAUGGGAAAGCAGACAGGAGCUUGCCGAAGGACAGAGUCCUAUUGGGAGGCAUGAUUUGGUCGAUGAACGCUUAAAUAAGAAGGAAGUCCAUGACAUUUGAGCUAUUGAAGAAAAGAAUGGAGAUGGCUUUAGGAUUCUUUCGAUACAAAUUAGGAUGUUAGUUGUUGCACAAUGACAGAAUAGGAUGGUGGUGGGAUGUAAUUCUUGUGGGCAGUUUUAGACUCUGGCAUCACUCCAUACUUUUUGCCAGAAAAAAUUUUGGGUUUCCAUAAUGUUCAAUUUAAUGGGUUGCAUUCAGAGAGCAAGUGUGAAGCGGCAGGAGAAGUGUAAUCAAAGAAAUGUUUGUUGUGGUCAUUGUGUUAAUGGGAGAAACAUUCUGCUUAACCAUUGUAAUUUUGAUUUCUCAUUGAAUUCUGGUGGUUCGCAUCGACUUCCAUCGUCUAUAGCAGUUUGCAUCUUAAAUUCCCAUCCCUCCCCCCGGGCAUGUAAGCAUUUAUUCUUCCUGGAAAACUGACGGUCUUUCAACUUCA